AUGCCCCGCGCAACAAAGCCAUCAGGAAAGUCCAGACACGAUCCCCUCCAUGUGCAGCUCAGGCAGGACGAAGUCACCGCAAAAUACGGCAAAGUCUCAAAUCCCACAAAACGCUCAAAGGCCUCCAAGAGGUCUCACGGCGACGAAGAAAAUGAUGAGGUCAUCCUCGAUCCCAAAACUUCAAAGCGUAUAUUCGAACUCGCAAGAGAUCAGCAGGAGGAAUUGCAGGAGCAGCCGGAUGACGAUGAUACUUUCGAGGAUGAAUUCACAAGACCUCGCAUGAACGAUCUGGAGGAUGAGGACGAGGACGAAGUCACAGAGGAGUACGAGGGUUUUCUUGACCUCGAUCAUGAAGAGCAUGAAUUGCAAAUCGACUCCGGUGAUAUCCGAGCACUCGAUUCACUCCUGCCCUCCAAUGCCGGCGAGCGAAAGACACUCGCAGAUCUUAUUUUUGCAAAACUCGAUGCGGCACCGACAGGAUCCAAUACUGCCGUAAUAAACUCUUCCCAUGAAGAUCCCGCAGAAGGCCUCGAUCCCAAGGUCGUCGAAGUAUACCAAAAAGUCGGCCUCCUCCUCCAAUCCUACCGCUCCGGCCCCCUCCCCAAACCCUUCAAAAUCGUGCCCUCCCUCCCCGCCUGGGCCCGCAUCCUCGCCCUCACCUCCCCCGAAAAAUGGUCUCCCCAAGCCUGCCACGCCGCCACCCGAAUAUUCAUCUCGAACAUGAAGCCUCCCCAGGCCCGCGUGUUCCUCGAGGGUGUCGUGCUCGGUGCGAUCCGCGAAGAUAUCGCGAAUCCGAUCAAUAAGGGCAAGAAGGAUAACAGGAAGCUGCAUGUGCAUUAUUAUGAUGCGUUGAAGAGGGCGUUGUAUAAGCCUGCGGCAUUCUUCAAGGGGAUUGUGUUCCCUAUGCUUGACAGCGGAUGCACGUUGAAAGAAGCGGCCAUCGUCGCUUCCGUGCUCGCCAAAGUCAAAGUACCGCUAUUGCACUCCUCCGCCGCACUUCUGCGUAUCGCGAGUAUGGAAUACACCGGCCCCAACUCCCUCUUCAUCCGCGUCCUGCUCGACAAGAAACACGCCCUCCCCUACAAAGUAAUCGACGGCCUCGUCUUCCACUUCAUCCGCCUCUCCAACACACACAAACACCCCACCUCUUCCUCCACCAUCUCCCACGCCCGCGCCCCAGAAAAGCUCCCGGUACUCUGGCAUCAGAGCCUGCUCGUGUUCUGCCAGCGGUACGCGGCGGAUAUGACGCCGGAUCAGAAGGACGCGCUGUUGGAUGUAGCGAGGGUCCAUCCCCAUCCGCAGAUUUCGCCGGAGGUGAGGAGGGAGCUUGUGGCGAGUGUGGCGAGGGGGGAGGCGGUGGUGCCGGUGGGAGGAGAGGCGAUGGAUCUUUCGUGA
Molecule: messenger RNA, 1395 nt
Organism: Stereum hirsutum FP-91666 SS1
Lineage: Eukaryota; Fungi; Basidiomycota; Agaricomycetes; Russulales; Stereaceae
Product: Bystin-domain-containing protein
Exons: 7
Coding region: 1-1395 (464 amino acids)
Biological process (GO): rRNA processing
Cellular component (GO): preribosome, small subunit precursor; cytoplasm; nucleolus
Molecular function (GO): snoRNA binding
Source: RefSeq, a predicted model, not a curated record